This is a messenger RNA of Portunus trituberculatus (swimming crab), 3273 nucleotides long. RefSeq names its product Bardet-Biedl syndrome 10 protein homolog. Bases 943 to 2751 code for a protein of 602 amino acids. The record is from RefSeq and is a predicted model, not a curated record. Gene Ontology annotation, molecular function: ATP binding; ATP-dependent protein folding chaperone. Lineage: Eukaryota; Metazoa; Arthropoda; Malacostraca; Decapoda; Portunidae. The transcript is spliced from 2 exons. Gene Ontology annotation, biological process: chaperone-mediated protein complex assembly.
UGCCGUAGUUGAAAAAUAUAUAAAAAAUCUCCACUUGGUAACUUUAUUUGUUUACCCCGUAACCAUGGUAACCGUUCCUUCAUUUCCUGUGGCAGUACACAUUACAUCCACACAGCGGGUAUAUGACAACCACAACAGUCCUGACAUAGACACCACAUGUUUCAUGUGCUGUUACCGAGCUGCCACACUCUAAAACCACCCCUGCACAUUGGGAGGUCAAGGUGAAGCUGGCAGCUCACCAAUAUUGCCAAUUGUGCGGCGCCGACAGUCCCGACACUAAAGCCGCUGUGCCGACCCACUACACUGAGGCUGUGAUGGCCCUGCACGCCACUAUGUCAAGCCCGCCCCACCCGCUGCUAUUCAAGGGAAUAAACCACCACUGGGAGGCACGGUAGGAAACCCACUCCACUCUGCCUCCACCACGGGCCUGACGCCGAGUGACAGGAGCGUACUUCUAUGCCCUGGCAAUACUGGCCGGCACUGUGUAUCCUGUGACACGAGCAAGGUAAUGCUGACAGUGUCCGAAAUAUAAGCAACAAAAGAGUGCCAUAGCAACCACAUAGAAGAGAAAGAGAGGACAGUAGAGGCAAACACCUGACUGAAAAUGGAAAUACUUGAAACGCAAAAUAACAGACAAUAAUAUAUCAGAGACUUUUGGGCAGUGGGGUACGUUAGGCAGCCUUCGUAAGGUUUUCAAGAAUUCCCUCGUAACUUGUUACUGCCACACACGUUAAAAAAGAAAAAAAUAGCGCUUUGUUGAGCUUGCAAGAGUGGGAUUAUGGCUGAUGUGUGUGUACAGGGACCAUGACAGCCUUAAACAGUCACAAACCAAACUUUCAAACUGUGACCUGGCAUGUGGAGGCAGCCUGGUCCUCCCUAAACAGACAUGAGGAGUAAUGAAUCUGUGGUGUUUCCCUGGCAUGUCACCACCUCUGCUCGAGAAUGGAAUGCUGGAGGAAGGACAUUGAGCUGUCGAGUGUGGUGGUGCAGUGCAACAGUCUGGUGUCGGUGCUGGAGGGCUGCCUGGGACCCUAUGGGAAGGCAGUCCUCCUAGAAAAGGCUGGCUGUGUCAUCAUCACCAAGGAUGGGAUGGAGCUUCUGUCCCACCUGGAGGUAUGCGACCCCCUGGUGAGUGUGGUGGUGCAGGGGGCACUGGACCACACCAGGGUGCUCGGGGACGGCUGCAAGGCCACGCUCUUCCUGCUGCACCGCCUCCUCAGCUCCCUGGACACUCACGUCCCGCAAAGCUCCGGCACCAUGCAAGGGAUCAGAAGACAGAAACUCAUACAGAUUGUGCAGCAGAUAAGGUGCCAGGUGCUGGGUGUGGUGCAAAGAGAUGUCAUCAAAUAUGGUGCUCAGGUGUAUCCUCUGAACAGCUUUGAGGUGUUUUCUCACCUGCUACACACCUCUGCUGAGGACUAUUUUAUAACUAAGUUUUCAAAACUCAUUGCUAGAAAUCUUGCAAAACUUUUUUCUUCCUACAUUUCUUGUGUAUGUAGCAGUAGUAGAGAACUUGUGAAACUGAUCAAAGAUUUAGCAAUAAAAGCUCACACUGCAGUUGUUGAGAUCUAUCACAUGCCACUGAUGAUGUCACAUGUGCUUCAUGGUUUUGUGGUCACCAGAAACUUCCGCUACCUACACAAAGGUAUGAAAUUCAACAAGGUUUGCUGUGUCUGGUGGUCUAUCAACCUGGAGGAGGAGGAGGGCCUGCCCAGAGCCACCAUAGAGACCAGCCUCAGGGAGAUACUGGUUGGGGGCAUCCUGAUAAAGAGAAAUUUGGUUGAGCGAAGCCUGUCCCACUUGUCGGCACUUGGGACGGAGCUGGUGUUCUCCUCACUCCACUUCCCUGACUGGGCAGUGUCUCUGUGCGCCAAGUAUGGCAUGUCCCUGCUGGACUCCGUGGACAGGGACGAGUGGAACUUUUUAUUGGAGCGGCUGGGUGUGCUUCCCAUCAUGGAGGAGAGGGAUGUACACCCUGAUGUGCAGAGGAGCAUAGACAAGAUAGAGCCUCUGAACCUUGGCACAUGCAGGUUCAUGCAGCUGAGUGGCCUUGGUGUGCACCAGAUACUGCUCUGUGGUCCUACACAGGCACAGUGCAAACAGUUUUCAGGAUGUUUUCUUCAGUUCUUUAGGUACCUCAGUUCCUGGGUAGCAGACUGUGUGGAUUUUUGUCAGAGUAGUGACAUAUAUACAUGUGAUGGUGCUGCUGCUGCUGGCUGCAGGGACAGUUUUUCUCCUCCCUUCAGCCCUGAUGAGCUUCCCCAGUGUGAACUGUCUCCAGUGCUGAGUGAGGCCCAAUCUUCAGCUCCCCCUAGCCCAACCGCUGUGGCAAUGUUCUUCACAAUACCACAUGGGGGCUAUGUGGAGCUGCUGUCUAAAUACCUGGUGUCAGAAAACAUUUCAGUGGACAUAAAGAACACCAUUACAAAGUCUGUUGUUCUGGAUGUUUUCAAUGAGUUGCCAAACCUGUUAUACAGGAAGUCUCAGUUUUCUCAAAAGAGUUAUGUUGAAUUUCAAACCAAACUAUUUAGUAAUUUUACAGAACUGAGGAAUAAUAACCAAAUGAUGUUGUCACACAUGCUAAAAGACAACAAGUUCAGAGGAUACCAAAACCCAUUCUUGCUUUUCAAACUCUUAAACUGUGUGCUGCACUUAGCAGAGUAUCUCCUGAGAAUUGAGUGCAUUGUUCCUGCCAAACAAAGAAUUUCACAGCGGGCUAGACACUGCAGCAGUGACAGUGACAGUGAAUAGACCAUCUGAGUCACCAGGAACAGCAACAACACACACAACCAGUCACCCUCCACUGCCAUGGAGUUUCCACUUUGACAAACAACGACCGUACUCCCUACCAACACCAACCUUCACCCAACACUUCACACCACCAAGACAAACCUUGCCCACCACACAUCUCUUCCAGAUGUAACCUAUAUGUAGUCGCUGAAUGGAGUUUUACAUCUGGACUGUGUACUGUUUGACAAUAUACUGCCUUUUUACUUAUUAUUAUUAAGACUGGUUUUCUAACAUGAACUCUGAAAAUGUUGUGUACUUUUGACAUGUUGGAAUUUGAGGAGAGCACUGCAGCCAGCAAGGAGGGCCAUUGUGUUACAUGAAUGUGUGGGUCCUUGCUCCUGGGAACACCUGCUGCUCCUGUAAACAUUGAACCAUACACACAGGAAGGAAGAGUGUUUCAGCCUCAGGACAUGGACAUAAUUAAGCAUGCACACAACUGUAAUGCAAUUUAGAAUAAUAAAAAUGUCUUUCAUUUCACACACA